This is a messenger RNA of Pelecanus crispus (Dalmatian pelican), 1207 nucleotides long. The record is from RefSeq and is a predicted model, not a curated record. NCBI's taxonomy places the organism in Eukaryota, Metazoa, Chordata, Aves, Pelecaniformes, Pelecanidae.
AAGAUGAAGAGGCUGCCCUUCUACGACGUUUACGAUGAGUUGAUAAAACCCACCACGUUAGCCUCAACCAACAGUCAGCGGUUUGAAGAAGCUCACUUCACCUUUGCUCUAACCCCCCAGCAAGUUCAACAGAUCCUCACCUCCCGAGAUAUCUUGCCGGGUGCCAAAUGUGAUUACACGAUACAGGUGCAAUUAAGGUUUUGCUUGUGUGAAACCAGCUGUCCCCAAGAAGAUUACUUCCCUCCUAAUUUAUUUGUCAAGGUCAAUGGAAAACUCUGUCCCCUGCCUGGUUAUCUCCCGCCCACAAAAAACGGCGCAGAGCCGAAACGACCCAGCCGCCCCGUCAAUAUAACUCCACUGGCACGACUUUCGGCGACCGUCCCGAACACGAUUGUAGUGAACUGGUCCUCGGAGUUUGGCAGGAACUACUCUCUGUCGGUGUACCUGGUGAAGCAGCUGACAUCGGUAACGCUGCUGCAGAAGCUCAGAGCCAAGGGCAUCCGAAACCCAGACCAUUCGCGAGCCCUGAUCAAAGAAAAACUAACAGCUGAUCCUGACAGUGAGAUAGCUACGACGAGCUUACGGGUUUCCCUGAUGUGUCCACUGGGUAAGAUGAGGCUGAUUGUGCCCUGCCGAGCCAUCACGUGCACCCACCUCCAGUGCUUCGAUGCAGCGCUCUAUCUUCAAAUGAACGAGAAGAAACCCACGUGGACUUGUCCUGUGUGUGACAAGAAAGCCCCGUACGACAACCUGAUCAUCGACGGGUUGUUCAUGGAAAUCCUGAACUCCUGCACGGACUGCGAUGAGAUACAGUUCAUGGAGGACGGCUCCUGGUGCCCCAUGAAGCCGAAGAAGGAGAACCAGGAGGUGUGCCAGACGUCUGCGUUCAGCGGGAUCGAGGCCAGCUCCCUUUACACUGUGAGCUCCGAGGGCAAGAACUCUUCGGAAAGCAAAAAAAAAGUGGAGGUUAUUGAUCUGACUCUGGACAGCUCGUCGGACGAGGAGGAGCCGCCUGCCAAGAAGCAGUGCCCGGUCUCCAGCAUGGCUCUUCCCGCAGCGGCCGGGCCCAAGGGGGUAUUAAGUAUUGAUCACCGGCCAUCUUCUGUGCUUCGAAGUCCUCCCAUGGCAGCCCUUGGCAGCGACUAUCUCUCCAACCUCCCCAUUCCCGACUACCAUCCUUCCUACCAGGUGCCCUCAGAGCUUCAAG